AUGACUCCUCCACCAGAAGCAGAAGCCCCAGCAACGAUAAAGCCGCCGGCCACCCACACACCCGAAUACUCAGAAAAACCUUUACAACGAUUCGGUGCCGAUUAUCUUUUCUUCCGUUUCUUGUCCAGAGAACAUAAAUUACGCCGCUGGUGCGUGCAGAUAGUCUCCCACAAAUACUUCGAUCGAUUCAUCAUUGCCGCCAUUGUGGCCAACUCAGUCAUCCUCGGAUUGUCCGAUUUCUCCGUCGUGGACUCGGAUCUGAACCCUGCAAGUACCGGGAAAUUGUAUCAAGGCGGGAAACUCGUGGACGCCUAUUCGCUCCAGAACCACAUUGUAGAGAUUUCGGAACUUCCAUUCACGAUCAUUUUCACCGCAGAGUGUAUCCUCAAGAUCAUCGCAAUGGGAGUCCACGGUAAGGGCUCAUACGGAAAAGAUACGUGGAACGUCCUCGACUUUUUCGUCGUCGUCUCAAGUCUUGUGGCUUCAUUGCCAGGAAUGCCCAACGUAUCAGCUAUCCGAACGAUCCGAGUGCUUCGUCCACUACGAUCUCUCUCAGUAAUUCCUGGAAUGAGACGUCUCAUCGCUGCCUUGCUGAAGGCUCUACCCGCUCUCGGAAAUGUCGUGAUUCUCCAGAUUUUUGUCUUCUUCAUCUUUGGCAUCCUCGGAAUUCAGCUUUUCGGUGGCAGUAUGAAUCGGCGAUGUCGCGAGACAUCGUUUCCCGUCAAGUUGCCGCUUGAUGACACGAACGAAGUGGUCUGGCCAGUUCCGCAAGAAUACAUCGACCAAGUGAAGGCGAACGAAGAGGCGUAUUUUUGCAUUGAUGUGCCACUUUUAGAUUACGAAGACAGCGCUGGCGACUACACAAAGGAAACUUCGCCUUGGAAUGUUCCUCAGGAUUGUUUCUGGCCGGUAGACGAAGACGACGAGUUUCUCUGCGCUGCCAAGGGCCAAGCUGGCAACCAUGCGUGCAGUAGUGGGAAAACUUGUGGCUCGGACUACGACGCAUUUGGAAAUCCUAGAUUUAGUCACCACAAAGCCAUGGAUUACGCGCUCUACCGCCCCAGUCUGGACUGGGGUCUCACGACAUUUGACAACAUCGGACGAGCGUUCUUCACCAUCUUCCAGUCCAUCACACAAGAGGGCUGGACUGUCAUUAUGUACAUGGUGAUGGAUUCGUCUCAACCGACGGUCGGGGCGAUUUUUUUCGUGGUUCUCAUCAUUUUCGCGUCGUUUUUCGUCAUGAAUCUGACACUGGCAGUUAUCUCAGAAGAAUUUAAUCUCGACCAGAAGCCAGGCAAGACCGCCGCCCAGAAGCGAGAGGAGGAGAGGAGAGCAAAGCUAGAGAGAGAGAAUGCCGAAAAACUCGCCCGUGAGCACUGGCUGAAUGCCGUCGUGUCUCACAAACUCUUUGCCGGGUUUAUCAUGGCCGUGAUUCUCGCCAACACUGCAAUUCUAGCCCUGGAUCACUAUCCGAUGCCCACGCAGAUGGACGAAGAUCUCGAGAUUGUAAACUUUGCGCUUUCCUGUGUUUUUGUCGUCGAGAUGGUCAUGAAACUCUUUGGACUUGGAUUACGGCAGUAUUCUUGCGACAGAUUCAAUCUGUUUGACGCCUUCAUCGUGACGAUGGGGAUCCUGGAGACGAUAGCGUCACCACCCUCUUUCAUGUCCAGCAAUCCUCCAAAGAAAGGAGCAGUGUCAGCUUUGCGAUCAUUUCGUCUCUUUCGAGUAUUUAAACUGGCUCGAGAUUGGAAAUCACUUCGAGAACUACUGGAAAUGAUCAUACGAGCAGUGGCCAGCAUCACGAACUUCGGAGUGCUCCUGUUCCUAUUCAUCUACAUCUACGCAUUGGUUGGCGUUCAGUUCUUUGGUAACACGAUGCGCUUCGACAACGAAGGAUACCCGACUCCAUUCAACCUGGAAGAGUUCUGGGAUGGAACGGUUCCACGAAACAAUUUUGACACGCUACUCUGGGCUGCCGUCACGGUGUUCCAGAUCAUCACGGGCGAGAACUGGAAUAGUAUCAUGUACUUCGCCAUCCUUGGGAACGGCAUGCUGUCGUGUGUCUACUUUAUCUCUUUGGUGAUCCUUGGCGACUUUGUGCUCAUGAAUUUGUUCCUGGCUCUGCUACUGGACAACUUUGGAGACAACGACGAAGAGCAAGAAAUGGAAAAACAGGAAGAAACCAAGAAACUUGCGCAGAAAAUGUCCGUGAUGAACAUGAGUAUGAAAGUUGCUCCAAUCACGUCCGAGAACGAGCGAACGAUGACGGCAAGAGGAAGUUUCUUGAUGCUAUCCACUGCGUUUCCCUUAGGAGCUCGUCGACAGUCGAUACUGGAGAUGGACGAGGAUGCAGACGAAGAAGACGUUCGAGUUGUCAACCUCGAGAGGUUCGCAGACGAAUUGACACCAAGCGUACCAUUGGCAAAAACCGUAUACAUUGAACCUCCAGCUCGACUGAACCUUCCGAAUGGUUUCUUGGCCACUUCACGGGCGAGUAUUGUGUCCGCUAUGAUGCUGAGCACGGGGGUCCAGUUACCUGCAGAUGAAGAAGAAAAAGAGGACGAUACGAACCACCCUCCGCCCCAGAUUAACCUCGGAAGAUCGCUAUUCCUUUUCCCAGGCGACUCGAAAGUGCGACGCGUUGCCUGUUAUCUCUCCACACAUCGAUACUUCGACUCGACUGUCUUCGGUCUUAUCGUGGUUUCGUCCAUUGCUUUGGCUGUGGAUAAUCCACUCGCGGACCCCAAUUCAGGCCUCGCGACGUUCCUGAAAGGCCUGGACAAGGCGCUGGCGAUAGUUUUCGCCAUCGAAAUGGUCAUCAAGAUUGUUGCCAUGGGGCUCAUCAUGCACAAAGGCGCAUACCUUCGAAAUGGAUGGAACAUCAUCGAUUGCGUCAUUGUCGUCUCCUCUGUCGUCAUGCUCGUGGCUGAGUCGUCAGGAAAAGGAACAAACCUCAAGUCUUUGCGGUCACUGCGAGGGUUACGAACGUUUCGUCCCUUGCGUAUGAUCAGUCGACGGCCUGGCUUGAAGCUGGUAGUGAACGCCUUGUUCGAAGCCAUCCCCGAAGUGAUCAACGUCCUGUUCGUGUGCAUGCUCUUCUUUCUCAUUUUCAGCAUCGUGGCGGUCAACUACUUGAAAGGAACGUUCAAUGCCUGCAGUGGAAACGUCUUCAACGCGUUUUCGGCCGCUCGAAUGAGUUUUCUCAUCACUCCGAAAACGUGGAAAGAGUCCUCAGAGCUUCAGCGGAGUUGGUUUGCCGGUACAGCGUGUGAAUCAUCGUUCCCAACCACCACAGGCUCGGAACUGACUUCGGAAUACGUUUGCGAGUGCUGGGGAGCCGACUGGGGCCACGUUUUGCCCCAAAACUUCGACAAUGUGGGCUCAGCCAUGUUGACGUUCUUUGAGAUCUCCACUACCGAAGGCUGGGCCGAUGUGAUGAUGGCUGCCAUCGACUCAAAUGGCAUCGGGAUGCAGCCGAUCCGGGACAACAACAUGAUUUGGGCCUUAUUUUUCGUCCUCUUCAUCAUGGUCGGCAGCUUCUUCGUCGUCAACUUAUUUGUGGGGGUCAUUAUCGACAACUUUAACCGCAUGAAAGCAGCGCUCGGUGGGGACUUUAUGCUCACCCCGGAGCAGAAGAAGUGGAUUGAGGCCCAAAAAGCUGCAUCUCGCGUCGGCCCCGUGCGUAUUUUGAGGCCUCCGAGGCAAUUUUUACGACGUCAGCUGUUCUUCCUGGUCAAGAUGCAGCGGUUUGAAUGGUUCAUCAUGAUCUGUAUCAUCGUAAAUACCUUCCUAAUGGCUGCGCAGUUCUUCGGUGAAUCGACAAUGCAAGCGUACGUUAUCAACAUUGUGAACGAGAUUUUCGCCGUGAUAUUCACGCUAGAAGCGGUGAUGAAGCUGACAGCUUUCGGGUGGGAGUAUUUCGAGGACCAGUGGAACCAAUUCGACUUUUUCGUCGUGCUCGGUACACUAUUAAGUGUCAUCGUUGAGCUUUUCACGGGCGCCUCAGUGCGAUCCCUUGCGAUGCUUGUGCGCGUGUUCCGAGUCACGCGUAUCCUGCGCCUCGUCAAGGCAUCCAAAAGCAUUCGGCAGAUUCUUCUGACGCUCUACAUCGCCCUGCCUGGCCUCAGUAACAUCACGUCCAUCCUGUUCCUGAUGCUGUUCAUCUACGCUACAAUGGGAGUCCAGAUCUUCGCCAAAGUGGCGAUGUCGGACAAUAUCGACGCCCACGCCAAUUUCCAGGAUUUUGGCAGCGGCUUCCUCUUCCUCUUGCGCGCUGCCACUGGAGAAGCGUGGAAUAGUUGCAUGCAUGAUCUGGCGUCCAGCACUCCGGGUUGUGUGGACGAUCCUCCGUAUGACCCAACCAUGUGCGGGUUUAAUGACUUUGAAGGCUGCAAACCUCUGAACGGAUGUGGAAAUCCCAUUGCCUAUGGGUUUUUCUGCACGUUUACUCUUCUGGUGACGUACGUCAUGCUCAACCUCACGAUUGCCGUUAUUCUCGAGGGUUUCUCGCUCUCCCACGAAGAUGAGGAGCCAUUGUUUGAGCCCGAACUACUCGAAGAAUUCCAGACCAAAUGGGCCGACAUUGAUCCGAAAGCCACUGGGUUCGUCAAGGUCGACAAGAUGCUGCUGCUUGUGAACCUGCUCAAGCCACCACUGGGGAAAUUCGGCAUGCCGAUGGACAUGGCUCACUUUUUCAAGUACACGUGUCUGCUCGAAGUGCCUUUGUACGAAGGCGAGUUCGUUUACUUUCGAGAUGUGCUGUUGGCCAUGACUCGUGAGAUGGUUAAAGUGAACGCAGGCACCAUCUCCGACAUGCCCCCGGACCAGGACCCUGGCAUCUCUGGUGUCCCAGGAGCUAAACGUCGUAUCGAGUUCUUCGCACAUCAAUAUUUUGGCGCUCGACGGAUCCAGCGUCAAGUGGCGGAAUGGCUACGCAUCAAACGGCAACUCGAGAAAAGGUACAUGGAGGAGUACAAGAACAAGAUCAAGAAACCCAGCGGACGACCCAAGAAACAGCGCGAUGCACGUGUCUUCACCAUAGGAUAG
Molecule: messenger RNA, 5046 nt
Organism: Phytophthora infestans T30-4
Lineage: Eukaryota; Oomycota; Peronosporomycetes; Peronosporales; Peronosporaceae
Product: Voltage-gated Ion Channel (VIC) Superfamily
Exons: 8
Coding region: 1-5046 (1681 amino acids)
Biological process (GO): calcium ion transmembrane transport
Cellular component (GO): voltage-gated calcium channel complex; plasma membrane; voltage-gated sodium channel complex
Molecular function (GO): voltage-gated calcium channel activity; voltage-gated sodium channel activity
Source: RefSeq, a predicted model, not a curated record